Molecule: messenger RNA, 4317 nt
Organism: Heterostelium album PN500
Lineage: Eukaryota; Evosea; Eumycetozoa; Acytosteliales; Acytosteliaceae
Gene: abcG17-2
Product: ABC transporter G family protein
Exons: 4
Coding region: 1-4317 (1438 amino acids)
Biological process (GO): sorocarp morphogenesis; transmembrane transport; aggregation involved in sorocarp development
Cellular component (GO): membrane
Molecular function (GO): ABC-type transporter activity; ATP hydrolysis activity; ATP binding
Source: RefSeq, a predicted model, not a curated record
AUGUCGGAAACUCAUUUAAGCGUUAGUAAUAACGAAUCUCCAUCUGUCGAGGAUGGAAAUAGACAAUUCGAAGAGGUUGCCAAGGACUUGGAGAGCCAAGCAAAAGCUAUUAGUCAGUCUCAGCGUUUCCAAGAUAUACAUACUGAUCCAGGUGACGUCGAUAUUGAAUUGGGAGAAAGAGUCCGAGAGAAUGAAGAUGAUUUCAAACUGCGAAAAUAUUUUGAAAAUUCAAUGCGUACUCAACUGGAGAUUGGUGGAAAACCUAAAAAGAUGGGUGUCUCCAUUAAGAACUUGACUGUAGUAGGUCAGGGUGCCGAUCAUUCUAUUAUUGCCGACAAUUUUACACCUUUUAAAUUUUUAUUAUCUUGUUUAAAUCCUUUAAAUUAUUUUAAAAAGAGAGAACUCAAUACAUUUAAUAUUUUAAAUGAUAUUAAUGGAUAUAUUGAGGAUGGUAAGAUGUUGUUGGUUUUGGGUCGUCCUGGAUCUGGUUGUUCCACCUUGUUGCGUGUUGUAUCCAAUCAAAUUGAAUCUUAUAUCGAUGUAACUGGUGAAGUUAAGUAUGGAAACAUUCCAUCCGAUGAAUUUGGUAGAUAUCGUGGUGAGGCAAUCUAUACACCAGAGGAAGAUAUCCAUUAUCCAACACUCACUGUUUUCGAAACUCUCGACUUUACCUUAAAGUUAAAGACUCCACAUCAACGUUUGCCAGAGGAAACCAAAGCUAAUUUCCGUACCAAGAUCUUUGAUCUCUUGGUUUCUAUGUAUGGUCUUGUUAAUCAAAGAAAUACUAUUGUUGGAAAUGAAUUUGUUAGAGGUUUAUCUGGUGGUGAACGUAAAAGAAUGACUAUCACUGAAGCAAUGGUGUCUGGAUCAUCUAUUACAUGUUGGGAUUCAUCUACUCGUGGUUUGGAUGCUGCAUCAGCUUUGGACUAUGCUAAAUCAUUGAGAAUCAUGUCCGAUACUCUUCACAAGACUACCAUUGCUUCUUUCUAUCAGGCAUCUGACUCCAUCUACGGUUUGUUUGACAAGGUAUUGGUUUUGGAUAAGGGUCGUUGUAUCUACUUCGGUCCAAUCCAUCUUGCCAAGAAAUAUUUCUUGGAUCUUGGAUUCGAUUGUGAACCAAGAAAAUCUGUUGCCGACUUUUUGACUGGUAUCUCCAAUCCUCAGGAGCGUUUGGUACGUCCAGGUUUUGAAGGUCGUGUCCCAGAGACAUCUGGUGAUCUCGAAAGUGCAUGGAAGAGAUCUGCCUUGUUCAGAGAGCAAAUGGAGGCACAGCAACUCUAUGAAGCAACUGUCGAGAAGGAACAACCAUCGGUAGAGUUCAUCGAACAAAUUCGUAAUGAGCGAAGUAAGACUUCUUCGAAGCGCUCACCAUACACCUCCAGCUUCAUUACACAAUCGAUUGCUCUUACCAAACGUCAAUUCCAAUUGAGUUAUGGUGAUAAGUUUACCAUUGUUUCAUUGUUCUCCACUGUUUUUAUCCAAUCUUUUAUUUUGGGUGGUGUCUAUUUCCAGCUUGACAAGACAACCAACGGUUUAUUCACAAGAGGUGGUGCUAUUUUCUCGUCGAUUAUCUUUAUGUGUAUCUUGACAAGUGGUAAUCUUCAUAAUACUUUCAAUGGUAGACGUAUCCUACAGAAACAUAAGUCCUAUGCACUGUAUCGUCCUUCUGCUUUCUUGAUAUCUCAAGUUUUGGUUGACAUUCCAUUUGCAUUCGCACAGUCAUUCCUUCAUGCAAUCAUCGCCUAUUUCAUGUACGGACUGGAUUAUAAUGCUGGAAAGUUCUUUAUAUUUGCAUUCACAUUGGUUGGUGUAACUCUGGCCUCUGGUUCGUUGUAUCGUGCAUUCGGUAAUUUCACUCCAACUUUGUUUGCUGGUCAGAAUGUGAUGAAUUUCGUUUUCAUCUUCAUGGUGAAUUAUUUCGGCUAUACUAUUCCAUAUGAUAAGAUGCACCCUUGGUUCCAAUGGUUCUUCUGGGUCAAUCCACUAGGAUAUGCUUUCAAAGCAUUGAUGACCAACGAAUUCAAAGAUCAGUCAUUCUCAUGUGCUCAAUCUGCAAUUCCAUAUGGAGAUGGUUACACUGACAGUCUCCAUCGUAUUUGUCCUGUCGUUGGUUCGGUCGAAGGUGAAAUAAGUGUAGCUGGUGAAUCUUACUUGAAGCACACCUUUAGCUUUAAAGUAAGUGAACGUGCUAUUGACGUUAUUGCCAUCUAUCUUCUCUGGUUAUUCUAUAUUGCACUCAAUAUCUUUGCUAUUGAAUUCUUUGAUUGGACAUCAGGUGGUUACACUCACAAAGUCUACAAGAAGGGUAAAGCACCAAAGUUGAACGAUGUUGAGGAAGAACGUAAUCAAAACAAGAUUGUCGAACAAGCUACUUCCAACAUGAAAGAGAAUCUCAAGAUUGCUGGUGGUAUCUUUACUUGGGAGAAUAUCAACUACUCUGUACCAGUUCCUGGUAUCGGUCAAAAGCUGUUACUCGAUGAUGUACUUGGUUGGAUUAAGCCUGGUCAAAUGACUGCAUUAAUGGGUUCUUCUGGUGCCGGUAAGACAACUUUACUCGACGUCUUGGCAAAGCGUAAAACAAUCGGUAUCGUUCAAGGAGAGUCUGCACUCAACGGUAAACCUUUGAAGAUCGAUUUCGAACGUAUCACUGGUUAUGUAGAACAAAUGGAUGUACAUAAUCCAGGUCUUACUGUGCGUGAAGCUCUUCGAUUCUCUGCUAAACUCCGUCAGGAACCAGAGAUUCCACUCGCUGAGAAAUUCGAAUAUGUCGAGCGUGUCUUGGAGAUGAUGGAAAUGAAACAUCUAGGUGAUGCACUCGUUGGUAGUUUGGAGACUGGUAUCGGUAUCUCUGUAGAGGAGCGUAAGCGUUUAACCAUUGGAUUGGAGUUGGUAGCGAAACCCCAUAUUCUUUUCCUCGACGAACCAACCUCUGGUCUCGACGCCCAAUCUUCCUACAACAUUGUUAAAUUCAUUCGUAAACUUGCCGAUGCUGGAAUGCCUUUGGUUUGCACCAUUCAUCAACCAUCGCCAGUUCUCUUUGAGCACUUUGACCGUUUGCUCCUCUUGGCAAAAGGUGGAAAGACUGUCUAUUUCGGUGAUAUCGGUGAAAACUCUCAGACUUUGAUCAACUACUUUGUUAGAAACGGUGGAAGAGAGUCUGAUCCAUCAGAGAAUCCAGCUGAGUAUAUUCUCGAUGUAAUCGGUGCCGGUGUCCAUGGAAAGACCGACUACGACUGGAGUGCCAUCUGGAAGAGUUCACCAGAGUACAGCCAAAUCAAAGCUGAACUCGCACUUCUCAAAACCGACGAAGAGUUGGUGAAAUACAUUAAUUCAUCCAAUGUUAAAAAUGAAGUUCCAAGAGAGUUUGCUACCAGUUUCCUCACUCAAUUCAUUGAAGUCUACAAACGUUUCAAUCUGAUGUGGUGGAGAGAUCCACAAUACACCAUUGGUUCAUUCGCGCAAUCGAUUAUCUCAGGUUUGAUUGUGGGUUUCACAUUCUUCAAGUUGGAAGAUUCGUCAUCCGAUAUGAAUCAAAGAAUAUUCUUCUUGUGGGAAGGUAUGGUUCUAGGUGUGCUCCUCAUCUACUUGGUAUUACCGCAAUUCUUUAUCCAAAAGAGUUUCUUUAAGCGUGACUAUGCUAGUAAAUACUAUUCAUGGCACAGUUUCUCAUUGGCAAUCGUUGCCGUUGAAAUGCCGUAUGUCAUCAUCUCAACCACUCUGUUCUUCUUCUGUACCUACUGGACUGCCGGUCUCCAAUUUGAUGCAAUCUCUGGAUUCUACUACUGGUUAAUUCACGCCAUGUUUGGACUCUACAUUGUAUCAUUCAGUCAGGCUCUGGGUGCAGCGUGUUUUGACAUUGCCAUCUCAAUUGCAAGUCUUCCCAUUCUCCUUUUCUAUAUCUUCUUGUUCUGUGGUGUUCAAGUUCCCUAUGCUUUGUUGCCACCGUUCUUCCGCUUUAUGUACUAUUUGAAUCCUGCAAAAUAUCUAUUGGAAGGUAUUGUAACUACCAUUCUCAAGCCAGUCGAAGUCAUCUGUAAAUCAGACGAUCUCAUUAGAUUCACAUCGCCAAGCGGACAAACCUGUGAGCAAUACACCGAACGAUUCACUCAAAAUUCACCAGGUUACGUAGUAUCACUCAAUGCCAAUCAAACCGAAUGUGGAUAUUGUGUCUAUAAAAAUGGUGAAGAAUACUAUCAGUCAUUGGAUUGGAAGUAUGAAAAUAGAUGGAGAAACUUUGGAAUCUUGGUUGCCUACUGGGCAUCGUCUAUCCUCUUUAUUCUUGGUUUCGUUUAUUUGACCAAGAAAGCUAGAAGAUAA